AACAAUAAUGGCAGACACUUUUUCAUGAAAAGUAUGUUUUGGUUUUUAUUUUGAAAUAUAUCGCAUCAGAUCGUAGACUGAGUUUGCUGUCAACCUGACGGUUAUAAGCUGCACAUUUUUAUGGAACUGAAUCUCAACAUGAUGCAACAAGAUCAUCAAGAUGAGCUGCACCUGGCAGACCAAGGGGGUGGUGUUGGAGGCAGCAUAUUGACUUUAAUGAAAGUAGAAAUCGACAUCAAAGGAAAUCUGCUCUCGAAAACAUGGACAGAAUUGUCUGGACUUCUUGAGAAAUACAAGGGAGAACUCAUUUCACAAGAACAGAAGUUUUCAUCAGCUUGCAGUGCAUCUUUCCAAAUACCUGUGGACUCAAUUCAGGAGUUAAAGGAACAGGUUCUAAGGAAGGAUGAAAUGUUAACAAAGUGCCAGGCCGAAAUGAUCCGUACCCAAAGUCUCUUGGGAGAAGUUCGGACGAAUCUGACUGGGAAGGAAGAACUUCUGCAAAAACUGCAGAGGGAAUUGCUUGAAAAAGACGGUAUAAUUCUGCAACUUCAGGCAGAAGUGCUAAAGUUGAAUGCGGAGCUGUCUGGAAAGAAUACACUGGUUGAUAAAUUGCAGGAGCAGAUGAUAAAAGAGUCUUUAGAUUUAGCAUCAGAGAUGAACACCAUGAGGGAACUUCUUGACAAAGAAAGGAAUCUUGACCUGCAGUUCCGAGCUCCAACUACAAGUACAAUGCCAUUUGGUAAACAAACAGAAUACCCAUGCACAAGUGCUGACUCUAAUAUGCCAUUGCAUUCUGCCGGAAGUUUAGAUUCCGUGACGACCCCCAACCAAACAACAAGACGCCAGUUCUAUUCGCAGGACUCACACAGUCGCGACGUGGAGCUGUCGUCACUCCAUGCCCAGACUGACAUUUAUUUCCCCGGGAAUAGAAAGUACCCUCCUGAACAUCAGAACCUCCACACCCUCUCUAACAGCGCUUCAACCCUGGCUAGGAUGGAAACCGACCUCGCCAGGCUUCCCACUUCAAGACAUUCUAUAUCGGUUUCACAAGCUGAAGCUGCGAUAGAUUUAGCAGCACUGUUCAGCCCGUUGUUACCGUUCGAUAACACAGGCCCUUUGACAAGUAGUGUUCAUCAAGACUUCAACAAUCAUGGCUUGCCAAUUGACUCUUGUUCAAUUAUCACAUGCACAGCGGAGGAUCAGAAUAGAGAUAUUCCUUGCCUAGCUAGCGUGCCAUCUCUCCAACCAAAACUGCCGGUACUCUCAGUCGCAAUCCAGCAGGCCUCAUCAGUUGCGAUUGCAACCCAGCUGUCUUCACCAUCACCUCAGCCACCAACGCCGCAACCAAACCAGCAACUACCGCAACCAAACCAGCAACUACCGCAACCAAACCAGCAACUACCACAAGCAACUCUGGGUUCACCACUACCUGCAGUGACAAGCCCCCAAGUUGCACCCCCUGCCACUUCGAUCCCAGCAACUGUACCUGAAACGUGUCUGAUUACAGUAAAGGAGAAAAUGCUACGGGAAAACUCCGAAGCGAGUUCAUCAGAGGAUCUAACUAAGGAUCUUUCACCUGUGAAAAUCAAGUCAGAAUUUAUUCCUCUCUUGACAGAACAGCUAACAGAGCUCUCGAAGCUUCAAAACGUGCAAGAAAACGCCAAUAAACCGUUUUGGGCGCAGAAGCCGCUGUGUUCACUCCUGGCUGUGAAAAAGCCUGGAAAGUACAAAUGUGAAAUCUGUGGGAAACUCUUCAGUCAAACGUCGACGUUGAAAAUACACAAAAGGCUCCACACGGGAGAGAAACCUUACGAGUGUCAGCACUGUGGUAAGCGCUUCACUCAUAACCAGAACUGUAAAAAUCACAUGCGUAUUCAUACUGGUGAGAAACCAUUCGUAUGUGAAACAUGUGGCUCUAGCUUUAGUCGACACUAUGCAUUAACCACACAUUUGAGGAUACACACGGGCGCAAAGCCAUAUCAGUGUGCACUCUGUGGGCGCGGAUUCGCUGUCCAUACAAACUGGAAAACUCACAUGCGUAUCCAUACUGGAGAAAAGCCAUUCUCUUGUCAUAUUUGUGGGAGUACGUACGCCCAUUUACAGACUCUUAAGAAGCAUCGCCUGCUUCAUAAGAUUAACCCAGUUGGGAAGAUAGAGCAUGUUUCUAGUGAUGAGGAAAGCAAGACCUCCUCGGAGGUGGUAGAGGAAAAGUAAAGUGUGCUUCUAAAAGUCUGUGCCAAAAAGUUUAAUGUGCCAAUUCUAUAUGUUAAAUAGCAAGAUGUGUAUUUCUUGUUGAUAGCUUAAAUGGCAUCAAGUUGAUAGCAUUUAUAAUGUAUUUCAAUAGCCAUUUUUUCUCGAAGGCUGCCUGCUUGUUGUGCUCUAAACUCUAGUGUUAUUUCCUGUGCCUCUUUUAUUUUCCUGCUUAGGCCAGCCUUUUUGAUAUCUUGGUGCUGGCAUCCGCCAACGUUGGAUCGGCCGACGUCCAAAUGACAAAAACAUUAUCUUUUUUUUAAAUUUUUUAUUUCGCCCGCUGCCUCAUGGAUUGGAUCCAAACUCCAAACUUUUUUUUUUGCCUGAGUCGGCUGUUGCCUGUUCUGGUGUAUUUUACUUUGUGCACAUCCAUCAUUAACCAUGGCAGACAUGGCGGCUGCCCUGGUUUAAGAUUGUUUUCUUGGAUGGGCCUUCUAUUUUGGAUAAUAUGCUCUGUUUUGUGUAUCCUUUGAAAUAGGGCGUUAAAAGUUAAAAACAAGAAUUUUUUUUUUUUUCUACUAAAUUUUUAUUUUUAUUUCUUCCUCUGUCAUCACUAAUAUCUACAUUUUAUUCGAGAAUCAUAAAAAAGCCUAAAAAUAAUUUUUUUUCAAAUUUAUUCUGCCCUCCUCUCCUGAAUUGUCACUGGAGAUGUCCGAGCACCAAGGAAUAAAAAAGGCAUGCCUUAACAAAUUAAAUGAACACUAAAAUUAUGGUUUUGCUAUAGCUAGCCAUGGAAGGCCUCAUGCCGAUUGACGGCAUACUAGGAAUUGACUGUCUUACCCCCUGAGAACAACUAUUUGAAUAACUUUUGGUAAAUAAGUAGAAAGAUCGCAAUAAUGGCGCUUAAUCAGAUUGCAGAUCAUGUGACUCCGAGCAUUGCAUGCAACUACCGUAAUACUGAUUCGUUGUUGAUCUGUUCAAGUGUAAUAUGGUAUGUAUGUCACCACUAGGUAACAUAUUUAAGUUGAGACAAUACCACCAAUGAAUAUUCAUAGGUUGGAGGGUACAGACCUAUCAAUUAGACACGAGUUUGUUUUUAACUCUCAAGUACAUAUUUGGAGAGCUAUUGAAAAACUAUUUGUGUGGCAAGUCUACAGAUAUAAAGAAAUUAUUUGAUGAAAAAUUUAGUUUUGAAUUUUGCUAAUUUGGCAAUUGGUGUUUUGAGAUUUUUCUGCCAUUUGGCUGAAAAGAUUGGAUAUAUCAAUGUCUGUCCAAUUUGGUGGUCAACUACCAGUUUACUUUUCACCAUUUACUUGCCCGACUGUCGGGAAUAUCAUAUCAAAAUUUCAGAUUCACAACCCCACGCAGUAUUUGAUGCGUCGCGGUCAAACAUUGACAAUUUAACUGCUAAAAGGCUUAAAAAAUCAAUGGUGGUCUUGCCUCAGUUAGGUGUUUCUGUAGGACUUGUAAACCAGCUUAUUUUCAAUCUUUUUAGGCUUCUUUGUCUGUAUUCAAUUAUGCAAAUCCAUCCCAGAAAUAAUCUGAAAAGAAAUAGCUAAAGUUGUAAGGUACACAAGUUUCAUUUUAAUUACUUAAUUUCUCAGAUUUUACCACAUCAUGCCAGUGUUGGUGUGAUUGUGCAGAGUUCGUGUUUGAUCUGGCUGAAUUGUGCUUAAUUUUCCAAAAGAAACCCACAUGGAUUUAUUGCUUGGCAUGCCAGGGAUCUUGAGUGAUGAUAAUUCGAGCAUGUUCUGCAUACUAUGUAUUUCCAAAUGGGGUGUCUCGGUUAAGGGCAGCCAGUAUGAUUUUGAUUAUGUUUAUAGGACUAGCAUGAAAGUCAUGGUGUUAACACAAGGAUAAUGUUUUAUGGGACACCCUUCACAUGUGAUUAUGAUACAACAGCUGAAGUUUUUGGAUUAUGGAAUGAAGUGUCUGAAAAUUCAGAUAAAUUGCUAACUAGAUACACCUGACAAUGUUAUUGUUUAUACGUAAAGAGUUGUUAUUGUUUAUUUGUGCUAACACUAACAGCAUUUGUUUUGUCUCCUGGGAAAGGACGAGUCUGAAAUUUUAAUCAUGUCAAGUGUCUUCGUAAAAUACUGAACCAUUUUGAUCAUGGUAUCACAAGUUGUUAAUUUCCCCAUGUUAUGAAUUUUCGUUGUAAAAGGGGGACUGUAGGCAGGGGCUUGAUUUCCAAUUGGUCAUUUGGUGGUCUCUGAAAACUGGGUCUAGUUUGACCUGGUGAUAAACAUUUCUCUUACAAAUGUUCACUGUGGGAUCAUAAUCCUAACCAUCCAUCAGCAACUUCAUGAACCUUAAUCUGGCUCCUGCCUAUAGUCUCCCAUUAAUGCCUCUAUUUAGACAUAGAUCUGUUUAAUUUUCUUCCAUUUUAUUGCCUGUACAAAAAGGAGCUGAAUUAUAUUUUUGUACUUCUCUGUACAGUUCUAUACUAACAUAUUCAUUAUCUCGCCUAGCUAUGAUCAUGUUAUUCAUUUACCCCGUUAUGAUAUAAUUAAAAGACCUAUCUGUGAUAAUUGUGCAA
This is a messenger RNA of Lineus longissimus, 4729 nucleotides long. RefSeq lists its product as uncharacterized. The transcript is spliced from 4 exons. The coding region runs from base 121 to 2214 and encodes 697 amino acids. Lineage: Eukaryota; Metazoa; Nemertea; Pilidiophora; Heteronemertea; Lineidae. The record is from RefSeq and is a predicted model, not a curated record.